Molecule: messenger RNA, 309 nt
Organism: Pectinophora gossypiella (pink bollworm)
Lineage: Eukaryota; Metazoa; Arthropoda; Insecta; Lepidoptera; Gelechiidae
Product: NADH dehydrogenase [ubiquinone] iron-sulfur protein 5-like
Exons: 2
Coding region: 1-309 (102 amino acids)
Source: RefSeq, a predicted model, not a curated record
AUGCAAAAUCUGUCUCCGUUCAUACGCUCGCCGUUCACCGAUCUCACAGGCGGAUUGGUAUCUCACCAAAUGUAUGGUACACAGUGUGGUCCUUUAGAAUUGCAAAUGAUGGAGUGCAUUGAAUUCUACGGGCUAGAUCGUGGAGUAAAAAAAUGCAGAUGUCUGAUUGAAGAUUUCAAAGAAUGCCAUACCAUGACUAAGCAAUUUGGUAGAUUCAUAGCAAUGCGAGCUGAGCGUGAUAGACAGAUUCGUUGCGGGAAGUUAAAAGGUAAAGACAAAUAUAUGAACGCAAGACUUGAUAGUUACUGA